ACGCGCAGCACCAGUACCAGACCCUGCACAAGAUGUACAACAACUGCGAGAUCGUCAUGGGCAACCUGGAGAUCGUCCUCAUCGACCACACCCAGGACCUCUCCUUCCUCCAGACCAUCCGGGAGGUGACCGGGUACAUCCUGAUCGCCAUGAACGUGUUCGCGGCGCUGCCGCUGCGGAACCUGCGCGUGAUCCGCGGCACGCAGUUCUACGAGGACAGGUUCGCGCUCUUCGUGCUGCUCAACUACAACCCCAACAGCACCCAGGCCCUGCGGCAGCUCGGCCUCAACCGCCUGACAGAGAUCCUGGCGGGGGGGGUGUACAUCGAGAAGAACGCUCAGCUGUGCCACGUGGACACGGUGGAGUGGAGGGACAUCAUGAGGGACACGCGGCUGGAGCCCCUCGUGAGGGACAACGGCCGGGGCUGUGCCCCGUGCCACGAGAGCUGCGGCGGUCACUGCUGGGGGCCGGGCCCCGACGACUGCCAGAAACUGACCAAGACCAUCUGCGCCCCGCAGUGCAACGGGCGCUGCUUUGGCCGCGCGCCCAACGAGUGCUGCCACGAGGAGUGCGCGGGGGGCUGCAGCGGCCCCCUCCGGACACACUGCUUCGCGUGCCGUCACUUCAACGACAGCGGUUCCUGCGUCCCGCUGUGCCCGCAGCCGCUCAUCUACAACAAGCUGACGUUCCAGCUGGAGCCCAACCCCGACACCAAGUACCAGUACGGGGGGGUCUGCGUGCGGGAGUGCCCCCAUAAUUUCGUGGUGGACCAGAGCUCGUGCGUGCGCGCCUGCCCCAACGACAAGAUGGAGGUGGAGAAGAACGGGCUGAAGAUCUGCGAGCCCUGCGUGGGGCUGUGCCCCAAGGCCUGCGAGGGCACCGGCGCCGGCAGCAAAUACCAGACCGUGGACUCGAGCAACAUCGACACCUUCAUCAACUGCACCAAGAUCCUGGGCAACCUCGACUUCCUCAUCACGGGCCUGGAGGGGGACCCCUGGCGCAACAUCUCGGCGCUGGACCCCGAGAAGCUGAACGUGUUCCGGACCGUGCGGGAGAUCACGGGGUACCUGAACAUCCAGUCCUGGCCCAAGCACAUGCACAACUUCAGCGUCUUCUCCAACCUCGAGACCAUCGGGGGACGGAGCCUGUACAACCGCGGUUUCUCGCUGCUGAUCAUGAAGAACGAGAACGUCACGUCCCUGGGGCUGCGCUCGCUGCGGGAGGUGAGCGCGGGCCGCGUUUACAUCACCGAGAACCGGCGGCUCUGCUUCCUGCACACCGUGCACUGGGCCGCGCUCAGCCGCAGCCGCGCCGACCUCGACAUCCGCAACAACCGGCCCCGCAGCAAGUGCCGUGAGUGCGGCCUGGGGAGGGGGCGUGGGACCCCCCCAAACCGCCCCUCUCCCCCCCCUGAGAAGGGUUCCGGUGGCGCCGACACCUGCACGCGCUGCGCGCACUAUCGCGACGGGCCGCACUGCGUGGAGCGAUGUCCCGACGGAGUCCUGGGGGAGCGCGGCCCCAUCUUCAAAUUCCCCGACGGGAACCGCGAGUGCCGGCCCUGCCACGAGAACUGCACCCGGGGAUGUGUGGGGCCGCUGCUGCGGGACUGCCUGGGGGACACCCUGCCCGUGUCCCGGCGGACCCCGACGCUGAUCGCGGUCCUGGCGGUCGGGGCCGUUUUCCUCUCGUGCUCGCUCGUGCUGCUGGCGCUGCUCUACUGGAGGGGAAAGAAGAUCCAGAAGAAACGGGCCAUGAGGCGGUACCUGGAGCGGGGAGAGAGCCUGGAGCCGCUGGAUCCCAGUGAAAAAGCCAACAAGGUCCUGGCGCGGAUCUUCAAGGAGACGGAGCUGAGGCGCCUCAAGGUCCUGGGCUCCGGCGUCUUCGGCACCGUGCACAAGGGUAUCUGGAUCCCGGACGGGGAUUCCAUCAAGAUCCCGGUGAGCAUCAAGGUGAUCCAGGACUGGAGCGGGCAGCAAUCCUUCCACGCCGUCACCGACCACAUGCUGGCCAUCGGCAGCCUGGAGCACUCGUACAUCGUGCGGCUGCUGGGGAUCUGCCCGGGCCCGCAGCUCCAGCUGGUGACGCAGCUGCUGCCCCUGGGCUCGCUGCUCGAGCACCUGCGCAAGAACCGCGGCUCCAUCAGCCCCCAGCUGCUCCUCAACUGGUGCGUGCAGGUGGCCAAGGGCAUGUAUUACCUGGAGGAACACCGCAUGGUGCACCGGAACCUGGCUGCUCGCAACGUGCUGCUCAAAUCCCCCAGCCAGGUGCAGGUGGCCGAUUUCGGGAUCGCGGAUUUGCUCUACCCCGACGAUAAAAAAUAUUUCUACAACGAGCUGAAGACCCCCAUCAAGUGGAUGGCCCUGGAGAGCAUUCACUUCGGCAGGUACACGCACCAGAGCGACGUGUGGAGCUACGGGGUGACCCUGUGGGAGAUGAUGACGUUCGGGGCCGAGCCGUACUCCGGGAUCCGCCUGGCCGAGGUUCCGGAUCUGCUGGAGAAGGGGGAGCGGCUGUCGCAGCCCCAGAUCUGCACCAUCGACGUCUACAUGGUCAUGGUCAAGUGCUGGAUGAUCGAUGAGAACAUCCGUCCCACCUUCAAGGAAUUGGCCAACGAGUUCACCCGCAUGGCCCGGGACCCCCCGCGCUACCUGGUCAUCAAGGAGAGCGGGGCCGCCCCCCCCGCCGAGCCCCCUCCCCUGAGUGAGAAGGAGCUGGACGAGGUGGAGACCCUGGAGCUGGAGGAGGAGGAGGAGGAGGAGGAGGAGGAAGAGGAGGAGGAGCUGGACGUGGCCUUCGGCCUCGCGGCCGGGCUGUGCCCGCAGCGCCCGAGGGGCAGCAGCGCCCGGAGCCCGAGCCUGCUGAGCGCCCCCGCCGGGUACAUCCCCAUGAACCAGCCCGGCCUCGGCUGCGCCCGCCCGGCCGGGGGGUCGCGGCCGCUGCGGCGGGGCCGGCAGGGGUCCCUGGGCCGGACGGUGUCGGAAUCGUCCGAGGGUCGCGGGACGGGCUCGGAGCUGGAGCUGGGUGAGGGGGGGUCCCUGGGGGGUCGCAGCCGCCGCUCCCGGGGGGACAGCGCGUACCUGUCCCAGCGCGGGAGCCUCCCCCCGCCGCCCCCCGCCCCCGACGGCAGCGAGGAGGACCCCAAUGGCUACGUGACCCCCAACUGCGGCCUCCGCGGUGAGGAGGGGGCUUCAGCGGGGGAUGAUGAUGAUGAGGAUGAAGAGUACGAGUACAUGAACCGGAGACCGGGGGGCGCCCCGGGAGCCCCCCAACCCCGCCCGGCCUCCCUGGAGGAGCUGGGCUACGAAUACAUGGAGGUGGGCUCGGACCCCCCGGGAGCCCCCCAAAACCGGGCCAAACCCCGGGAUAACGAGGAUGAUGAAGGUGAGGAAGAGGAGGAAGAUUACGAAUACAUGAACAAACAACCCCGCCUCAGCCGCUCGCUCCUCACCGACCCCACCCCGGGGGUCCCCGCAGCCCCCCACCACCACGGCUACACCGAAAUGAGGCGGGGGGCGCCCCCCGAGGAGGAGGAGGGGUACGAGGAGAUGGAAGCGGUGCCGCGGCCGCGCUGCCCCGGCUGCCGGCGACCCCCGCCCACCCCCGCGACCCCCAUGAAGCCCCUGCGGAGUUUGGAAGCCUCGGACUGCGCCUUCGAUAAUCCCGAUUAUUGGCACAGCCGCCUCUUCGCCAAAGCCCAGCGGAUUUAG
Pseudopodoces humilis (Tibetan ground-tit) is the source of this 3707-nucleotide messenger RNA. The record is from RefSeq and is a predicted model, not a curated record. NCBI's taxonomy places the organism in Eukaryota, Metazoa, Chordata, Aves, Passeriformes, Paridae.